Messenger RNA from Saprolegnia diclina VS20, 2273 nucleotides. RefSeq lists its product as hypothetical. The record is from RefSeq and is a predicted model, not a curated record. Gene Ontology annotation, molecular function: S-adenosylmethionine-dependent methyltransferase activity; protein binding. NCBI's taxonomy places the organism in Eukaryota, Oomycota, Saprolegniomycetes, Saprolegniales, Saprolegniaceae. The transcript is spliced from 7 exons. Bases 56 to 1819 code for a protein of 587 amino acids.
UGGCUCGUUCCAGCUUCCGCACAACGCAAAAGUUUCCUCGGAAGGGGCGCCGACCAUGCUCCGACGCCACGUCAAGAGCUCGACCAAGAAGACGGCCAAGACGCGCAGACUCAUGGAGGACCUCCGCGAGUCCGGCGACGGCACGUACAUCAUUCACACCAAGCGCCACGGCGACGUGCUGCACUCAGACCUCGAGUACUACGCCAAUGACGGCACCUACGACGACGGCGCGGCCGGUGAUGCGUACGACCUUCAAGAGCCCAUCGGGUGGCUCAACUGCGAGUGCUUUCUCUCGCUGCUGCUCGUCGGUGUCCUCGUCGCGCUGCCGUUCAACCUCCAUAGCACCAAAGAUUUGCUCCAGUCGCGCGAAACGUACCUCUUCCAGGCCGCCGAGAUGGUCAAGGUCGGCGCGUGCGACGACGCCAUCAUGCUCUACGAACGCGCGCUCGUCGUGCAAGAAAAUGCCUUUAUCCACAACCAAUUAGCCGACGCGCUCUCCAAGUGCGGUCGCACCAACGACGCACUCGACCACUACCUCAGCGGCAUCCGCCUCGAAGAGACCCAUCGAAGAAAGGUGCCGUCGCUCAUCUCGAUGGGCGACCUGUACCAAAAGAUCGGCGAGUACGCGCUCGCCGUCAAGAGCUUUGACACGGUCGUUCUCAUCCUCGGCGACUCGAAAGAAGCCAAGUCCAGUGAGCUCGGCGAGAUUCACAUGAAGCUCGCCAAAGCAGCCACCGGCUUGGGCGACUACGAACAGGCGCUGCGCGCGUAUGCGUCCGCGACGUCACUUGUCUCGGGCAACGCCCUCGUCGCCGAGGUUUACUAUCGCAUGGGCCACUGCGCCAGCAUCCUCGGGCGCAUGGACGUCGCCGUCUCGUCGCUCAAGAAGGCCGCGGCGAAGGCCCCAUCGAGUCAAAAGUCUCUGUACUUGCACGAACUCGCCUACGCUUAUUUCGAAAGCGGCGAUUACGAAAAAGGCAACGACGGGCUCAGCCGUCUCUUUGCCAUGCAGUCCAUGUACCCCGAAGACCGGUACGUCAAGGCGGCGUUCCACGACCACGGGUUUCCACCGACGCACCGGGCACCGACGCAGUACGUCUCGACCACGUUCGAUAUGCACGCGCACCGGUCGGUCCACCUCGCGUCGGACGCAUUCGACUCGUUUGUCGCAUUUCGCCAGCUCCACGGUCUCUUCUUCGUGGACGACGCGCCCACACGCAUCGCCGAAGUGCUGCAAGCCAAGCUCGGCGUGACGCCGGGGGACCACUGGCUUGACAUUGUGGACUUUGGCACUGGCGCCGGCGUUGCAGUUCGUCCGUUCCAGCCACUCGCCAACUACAUUUUGGGUAUCGACCUCUCGGCCGCGUCGGUGGAGCUCGCGCGCCGCAGCGGCCUCUACGACGAGCUCCAGGUUGGCGAUCUCUUGACGGUCACCGCGACGCUGCCGACUACGAGCUUUGACGUUGUGCUGGCCAUGAACAGCGCGCCGUACUUCGGUGACCUGCGCCCGGUAUUCGAGCGAGCACAGCGCUUGCUUCGCGUGGGCGGUCUCCUCUGCAUCAACAUUGAUCAGCUUGACGACAAUGAAGCAGCGCCGUACACUCUGCGCUUUACGGGUCGGUACGCUCACGCGCCCGAGUACCUCACCGAGCUCGCAGCCGAGAUGCAUCUGGAGGUAUUCCACCACGAAGUGCUUUAUGACGUCCAGAGCGUCGGGCAGUCCGUCGCGGGCUCGGUGGUCGCCUUGUCGCACCCGAGAACGGUGGCCAGUGACCUCUAUCUCUUGCGCAAGACCAAGGACGACCUCUCGACCAUGUAAUCUAGUCGUGUCCUCAGCCCGAAGCGUCAAGUUGGCGCCACAGGAACGAGUAGGAAGAGCACGAUGACGCCGACAAAGGUGGAGGUAGUGGUUUCGCCGCAAGAAGAAUGUCCAAUUGGGCUAUGAAGGCGCUGCGGAAAUGGCUAGGAACCGCAGCGAGCUGGUAUCGGUCGUUGUUGCUCACAGGUGCUGCUGUUGGUCCUCGAGCGUGUUACCUGCGAUCGCAGCCGUCUCGUGUGUGCUGCUAGUAUUGCUAGUACGCGGGUGCCUCCACGGCAUUGACCGACAAAGCAGGCAUGCUUGGUAGUGACCCGAGGCCGCAGUACACCACACAGGACGUCGAGGACCAACACGCCCCAUCACCAUCCGCCUCCGCUCGUUCCAAAGGCUCAAUGAAUGUAUAUCUUCUCCGUGACCAGCGCUUGGACCCGACGCACGCUGGACGGACGCGACU